Molecule: messenger RNA, 1148 nt
Organism: Gracilinanus agilis (Agile Gracile Mouse Opossum)
Lineage: Eukaryota; Metazoa; Chordata; Mammalia; Didelphimorphia; Didelphidae
Gene: DTWD1
Product: DTW domain containing 1
Exons: 5
Coding region: 113-1024 (303 amino acids)
Biological process (GO): tRNA modification
Cellular component (GO): nucleus
Molecular function (GO): tRNA-uridine aminocarboxypropyltransferase activity
Source: RefSeq, a predicted model, not a curated record
GUUCCUUCUGAGGUGGAGAGCCCAGUGAGAGAACCUGGGCUGAGGCUCCGGCUGCUGUGGGCCAUUGUCGGGGCUGUGCAGGUUUAUCAGCUCUUCUUAUCUGAAUUGAAAGAUGUCCCUAAGUCCAUGUACAUUUUUCAAAGAACACAAAGAUUGUAAAUCAGAAUUACAAAACACUUCUUUAACUAAUGAAGAUCCACUUCAAAACUUACAUUUAGCAUCUCAGGAAGUUCUUCAAAAAGCCCAGCAGAGUGGUAGAGCCAAAUGUCUCAAAUGUGGAGGCUCAAGAAUGUUCUACUGCUACACAUGUUAUGUUCCAGUUGAAACUGUUCCAAUUGAACAGAUUCCAGUUGUGAAGCUUCCACUGAAGAUUGAUAUUAUCAAACAUCCUCAUGAAACAGAUGGCAAAAGUACUGCAGCACAUGCUAAACUCUUAGCACCUGAAGAUGUGAAUCUUUACACAUAUCCUUGCAUUCCAGAAUAUGAAGAAAGGAAGCAUGAAAUUGUACUUGUUUUUCCUGGUCCCGAUUCUGUCUCAGUAGAAGAUAUUUCUCUUUAUUUGCAUAAACAUAUUCCAAGUAAUGCUUUGGAUAGUAGCAAAAAUGACAGACCUGACAACCUGCCCAAUAAGCGCCAGAAAGUAGAAGGAGAAGAGGCUAGAGAUGCAGGGGACAUCAACAGGAAAGAUGGCUCCUUGCUGAAGAAAGUAAUUUUUAUAGAUAGUACCUGGAACCAGACCCACAAAAUAAUAGCUGAUGAACGACUUCAAGGAUUGUUACAAGUUGAGUUGAAGACAAGGAAAACUUGCUUUUGGCGUCAUCAGAAAGGAAAGCCAGAUACCUUCCUUUCAACAAUUGAAGCUAUUUAUUAUUUUUUAGUAGAUUACCACACGGCUGUUUUAAAAGAGCAAUACAAAGGACAGUAUGACAAUCUUCUAUUUUUCUAUUCAUUUAUGUACCAAUUGAUAAAAAAUGCCAAGAGUACUGCAGGAAAGCAGCAAGAAAAUAGUUCUAUUAAUUUGUAAACAGAAUAAUUUCUUAAUUUUUUGGUCAUGUUUGAUAAAUUUGUAAUGCUCUGUUUUUUUUUUAACAAACUAAGAAAUCUAACGGGUGCCAAGAAUGAAGAAUAAAAUUGGAGAAUAGCUAUUA